AUGCGUCGGAAGUCUCGGGGGAGAAGCGCUAGAUGCAGCGGUCUGCUGGGAGGCAGACGAUACCUCGACAGACGACGGGGCAGAGAGACCUGCGUGUGUCAUGUCAUGAGGAUCCUCUGGAUGGGUGGGCAAAUCGCGACUCAGUGGUCGCGAAGCCGGCUGCGUGUGAGGCCUCAGACGUACACUGCACUGUGGCUAGCCGGGUGGGGCUGGCCGGGCGGGGCUGGUGGGGGACUGAGAUCGACGCUGACGAGAAAUGUCGGCGUAGUACCGAUCGAGGGCGGUGUGGUAUGGACACCGUGAGGAGGUGUGUCCAUCCUGGCGGCAACGAAGGCAGCCGCGUGGGGCCUCGAGGACGGCACGCUCCUCGGGGGAUAGAGCUCCGCGAGGAGGGACAAAACCCUGCGGGAGGUCUAUCUGAGGAACUGUGGGUGUACGGGCACCAGCUUGUGCAACCCGACUGCGUGAUCGAUCUUCGUAGAGGUUACCACCAGAUCGGCGUUGUCGCAGAGGAUCAACCGAAGACUGUCUUCCGGUCGCCCUUCGGCCACUACGAGUUCACGGUGAUGCCAUUCGGCCUCACCAAUGCACCCGCCACCUUCCAGACGGCGAUGAACGAGAUCUUCAGGGACAUCCUUGAAGAAUACGUUCUCGUAUACCUGGACGACAUCCUGGUCUACACUCGUAUUUUAGAAGACCAUAUCAGACACCUCCGCGAUGUCCUACAGCGCUUACGCAAGCAUGACUUUUAUGCAAAGCUCAGUAAGUGCCGCUUUGCCCAGCGCAAAGUGGACUUCUUAGGACACCAUGUGUCUGACCAGGGUCUCCACAUGGACGACGCGAAGAUCACUGCUAUUGCAGAGUGGCCCGUCCCCACAUCUGCCAAGCAGCUUUGCAGUUUCCUAGGCCUCACCAACUACUAUAGUAAUUUUAUCCAGGGAUACGCUAGGUAUUCCUACGUCCUUACCUCUACCCUCCUCCGGAAGAACCCGCCGUGGUUUUGGACACCCCUGUGCGAGGACGCCUUUCGCGCCCUCAAGAAGGCGGUAACAUGUGACCGGUUCUUCGCCUUCCCGAUUUUGAUCGUCCGUUUAUCGUCACCACCGAUGCGUCAGAUUUUGCAGUAGGAGUUGUCCUUUCUCUAGUGUUUCCCUCUCCUCCAGAUUCACCUUACCCCCAUGUUCCCCAUUUCCCCCCCCCUCCUGCUGACACUCUCGACUGACGCCUACUCUCCCACCACUUCCCUCCACUGACAGUCCGCCUAUUACUUACUCCCCGACCAUCGCGGAGGAUGGGACUGUCGAGGCUCAUGCUGGGGAUUGCCCAAUCGCUUUCUACUCCCGUCAACUACUGCUUGCCGAGAUAAACUACACUGCCGAUG
Messenger RNA from Chara braunii, 1381 nucleotides. The record is from the annotation of a GenBank genome assembly. NCBI's taxonomy places the organism in Eukaryota, Viridiplantae, Streptophyta, Charophyceae, Charales, Characeae.